Messenger RNA from Procambarus clarkii (red swamp crayfish), 2112 nucleotides. Its product is annotated as glutamate receptor-like. NCBI's taxonomy places the organism in Eukaryota, Metazoa, Arthropoda, Malacostraca, Decapoda, Cambaridae. The record is from RefSeq and is a predicted model, not a curated record. Gene Ontology annotation, molecular function: ligand-gated monoatomic ion channel activity. Gene Ontology annotation, cellular component: membrane.
AUGGGAAGUUUCCCAGGCCUCGUCGCUGUAGCGUGGCUGUUGGUGAUAUACACAGAGAGAUCCUAUGGCGCUGUACCACAUGCGCCGCAUGACAGUCGCUACGACGUUGAAGGACCCACUUGCGUGGAUUCCAGCGGAGACACAGACACAUGGAUAAGUAUGACACUCUCGUACAUGGAUAAGUACGAGGGGGUAUUGAGGAGAAUGAUGUCCGUGAACAGUAGCGUGGAGUGGCAGAUGGAACUGGAAGAGAAGAGGAGCGUGGAUUGUAGGGUGGAGGUGCUGCUGAUGCAGCUGGUGGAGGAACACCUGCAAGGUUGUCAGCUGAUUGUGGUGACGGAAGGAGGUGACGUUGACGCCUCCGGCUUCAUGAGGUUCUUGCAUGACGCUGAGGUAUGGAAACAGCCAGAGACGCGGGUGGUGGUUGUAGGUCCUCCUGAAGGAGCAAGCCAACUCCUGCUCCACCCUAUACUCAGAAACACCGUCCAUGUACUUUAUCUCGCUCCUACGAGUCCUCUCACGUCAGUAACUACCAAAGACCAGAACACUCCUACAAGCCCUUCCCAUGCUAGCGAGGCGCCCCUCAAAGCCAAUGACGGGCUUCUCGCGGUUCCUGAAGGUGGCGGCAACAGGGAUGCUAUAAGGAAAGCCAGGCACUCUGUGGUCCACAUCUACAGCCGCUGCCUCUACUGUCGUGGCGGGAUGGCUGAGGCACAUCAUGUAGACACGUGGGACUUACACACCGGGUUCCUCGAGGCUGCUCCUUUGUUUACAGAAAAAGCAGAGAACAUGAAUGGACACACGCUCAAGGUUGUGGCUUUGCCCUUCUUUCCUUUCAUCGAGUUCGACCAAGAUGCGUCCACAGCCGGAGCGACAGUCACUCCGCAUGAUUCACUGGAUCUGCGCAUGCUCCGAGAGAUCGCUUCCAGACUCAAUUUCACGUUCGAGAUCCGAACACCAGUGGAUGGGGAAUGGGGCGCCAAGAAAACGGACGGGUCGUGGACUGGCAUGGUGGGGGAAAUGGCUAGGGAGGAGGCUGACCUGUCCUUCUGCGUCUUCAACUCCUUCCUGCGGAGCCAGAUCAUCCAGUUCAUGAGGACGUACGCUGGAGAGCCACUGGUGAUGGUCUCCCACAAGCCCAGUCCACUACCACAGUACCUCGCUCUAAUCAAACCUCUUCAACCUGUGGUGUGGGCGGGGGUUGUGGGUGUGUGUGGGGUGGCGGGGGUCGCCCUGUGGAUGCUGCAGCGAGGAUCUCAUCUCGUGUUGAGUACCAGAUCCUUCAGCCUGGUCGAGUCCCUCUUGCAAACCUUGGGCGUUCUCCUGGAGCAGCCGCCUCUAAGGAAACCUGGCAAGUGGACAGGAAGGAUGUGGGUAUUGUGUUGGAGUGUAUUCAGCUUGUUGGCCCUCUCCAUGUAUCGUUCGUCCCUGGUGGCCUAUCUGUCCGUCCCUCAGAUGAGCGUCCCCGUUGACAGCAUCCAGCAACUUGUGUCCCAGAAGGGGUGGACCUGGGGAAUCGAACCUGGGUACGGCCUCGGGUGGGAGUGGCUGAGAUAUAGCAACAACACCGAUGUCAAGAAGGUGUUUACUAAGCUCGAGAUACUCAGCUUGAAGGAGCAGAUGAAGAGGGUGUUGGGUGGCCAUCAUGCAUUCUUUACCUGGAGGAACUACAUCAAGACGCUUCUCGCUGCUAACUACACUGACCGCUUCGGCAAUUCCCCUGUUUACGUCAGCCGCCAGUUGUAUGCUGACAGUGGUUGUACUUGGGGGUGCAGGAAGGGGGCACCCUUCUUCCGGCAGCUAAACGGCCUGCUUCAGCGUCUCCUCGAAAAUAGUCUCGUCGAUUUGUGGCUUAGAGAAAUCUUCCGGAAUGCGACGCAACGAUCCAGAAAUCAUGAGAGACCCAAUGAUGAACCUGCUGUGGAUGACACGAACGUGGUGUUGGGCUUGUACCACCUUCAAGGGGCCUUCUACCUCUAUUUCAUGGGUCUUGGAUUUGCUGCACUCGCCUUCCUACUGGAGAAGAUUGCAUUCCUGCGCCUCCGUCUAAAGUCCUCUAUCAGUCACUGAUUGAAAACUGUGCCUCUGUUUGUCGUCAAACAGAAACGGGAU